AUGAAACGUCAGUGGCAAAGCUGGGUGAAAGGUCACAGGAGCGGAAACUUAAGGGUCGCGGUUGCUAUGGUAUCUUUACUGGAAGUGUCCAGCCUCCUGCUUGUGGCUGCCCUUUGGGGAAUUACUAACCCAUUUUUGAAGAAAGGAACAGAAGGAAUUGAAAAGAUUGAGAAAAGAAACCGAGUUGUGCAGCUUUUUUAUGAGAUUAAAUUUCUUUUUCUCAAUUACAAGUGUCUCAUUCCUUUCCUUCUAAACCAGAGUGGAUCUGUCGUCUACUAUUUAACUUUAAGAAGUGCAGACCUUUCCUUGGCUGUGCCUCUUUCAAACUCGCUUGCAUUCUUGUUUACUUUACUGGCUGGAAAAGUACUUGGAGAAGAUAUUGGGGGAGCACGUGCAGUACUUGGGAUGUUGCUUACAGUAGGAGGGACUGCUUUGUGUGUAGCAAGUUCUUUGUCUGAAGGAAGCUGAGAUAAUAGGUGGCAACCCAGGCUGAACCUCAUGACCUGCUGUGCUGGUCCAGGUAGAUGCAGCAAACACAGGGAGCUGUUGUGGCAGUGUGAGAAUUUAUACCCCUCUACAAGUUCUGUUCAUCGAGCGAGGCUCGCAAGACUUCAUCCCAGAAUAAGGAAUGGAGGACCUAUUUGCUACACUCUGGAAUAUUUCCAAUGGACUGACUUUCCCACCUGGAUUAUAGCAGUUCUGGUUCUCAUCACAGGUCAUAUUUAUAGAAUCAACUGCAUUUGUUAAUCAGAAUUGUGCAUUUCAGAAAAACAAUGUUUUAACAUGUCUGCAUCUGCUUCUAGUGUGACAUGCUAAUCAUGCUGUGCAUAUGCAAAUGCACAAACUUGGCACAUAUUACGUAAUUCACCAUGUCUUAUCAUAUGACUCCUGUUUUGGCAGCAUCCUUCUCUCACACUAACCUACAUUUUUGAGCACCUCAAGUCUGUAUAUAUAUGUAUAUGUACAUAGGUAGUACUUUAUACGAUUUCUACAAUAAGUUUGUCUUUUUCUUUGCAUUAUGUGCUUCAAUACUGUUUGUUGUGAUAUUCCUUUUGAAGUGUAUCUAUUUAUAGCAUGUUUUUAGUUUGUUGUUAUUUUGUUGUACUGUGCAACCUGGGCUAGGCCUGCAAGUGGACAAACUUCUUCAGUGCCCUACCCUGGUAAACAAAUAUAAAUAAAUUCUUCUGAUGCUGUGUGAA
Protopterus annectens (West African lungfish) is the source of this 1199-nucleotide messenger RNA. It is a transcript of the gene TMEM234, whose product is annotated as transmembrane protein 234. NCBI's taxonomy places the organism in Eukaryota, Metazoa, Chordata, Ceratodontiformes, Protopteridae. Bases 1 to 468 code for a protein of 155 amino acids. The transcript has 5 exons. The record is from RefSeq and is a predicted model, not a curated record.